Molecule: messenger RNA, 504 nt
Organism: Pyricularia pennisetigena
Lineage: Eukaryota; Fungi; Ascomycota; Sordariomycetes; Magnaporthales; Pyriculariaceae
Exons: 2
Coding region: 1-504 (167 amino acids)
Source: RefSeq, a predicted model, not a curated record
AUGAUCUCCAGCAGGUUUAUAGGAGGAAACGUCCUCCGACAAGCCUCCAGGACAGCCUGCCGCGCACCGGCGCACUCGAUCGCCGCGCCGACCCUCCUCAGGCAGCUUCAGUCACAGCAGCAGCGACGGCUGCUCUCGUCCGAGGUGCGACAGGCCAUCGACAAGGCGGUCGCGUCGGCGCCCGUGGUCCUCUUCAUGAAGGGCACGCCCGAGACGCCGCAGUGCGGCUUCUCGCGGGCCAGCAUCCAGAUCCUCAGCAUGCAGGGCGUCGACCCGGAAAAGUUCGCCGCCUACAACGUCCUCGAGGACCAGAGCCUCAGGGAGGGUAUCAAGGAGUACUCGGAGUGGCCCACCAUCCCGCAGGUCUACAUCGACAAGGAGUUCGUAGGCGGCUGCGACAUCCUCGUCUCCAUGCACCAGAGCGGCGAGCUCGGCAAGUUGCUGGCCGAGAAGGGCGUGCUCGUCAAGGGACAGGAGGGCGAGGCUGAUAACAAGUCGGCGUAA